Molecule: messenger RNA, 1452 nt
Organism: Spea bombifrons (plains spadefoot toad)
Lineage: Eukaryota; Metazoa; Chordata; Amphibia; Anura; Pelobatidae
Product: cathepsin S-like
Exons: 7
Coding region: 28-1032 (334 amino acids)
Biological process (GO): immune response
Cellular component (GO): lysosome
Molecular function (GO): cysteine-type endopeptidase activity
Source: RefSeq, a predicted model, not a curated record
AAUCUGAUCAGAGGAUUUCGAGGAACGAUGGUCUCUUACGGAAUCUGUCUCGCUCCACUCUUCGCCAUGCUGGUGUCUGCGCAUGGCAUUCCUGAUCCCAGCCUUGAUUAUCACUGGCAAUUAUGGGUGAAGACCCAUCGCAAAGAUUACGACAAUGAGGAUACACAUCUUGCCAGACGUAUGAUCUGGGAGAAGAACCUGAAGUUUAUCAUGAUCCAUAAUCUCGAGUAUUCAAUGGGACUUCACAGCUAUGAAGUUGGAAUGAACCAUCUAGGAGACAUGACAGACAAGGAGGUGGCUACCACAAUGACUGGCUUUAAUGCUUCAGAAAUGUCCAUAUCCAACACAACUGAACUGGCACAGGAUCUGGCAAAUAAACGCGUACCAGAGUCAAUGGAUUGGAGGAAUCAAAACUGCGUGACCAAUGUAAAAGACCAGGGUUCCUGUGCUUGUAGUUGGGCGUUCAGCGGUGUCGGAGCUCUGGAGUGUCAGAUGAAACAGAGGAAAAGCAAGCUGGCCUCUCUCAGCGCCCAGAACCUGCUGGACUGUUCCCACGACUAUGGCAAUAAUGGCUGCAAAGGCGGCUUCCUGGUAGCCACCUACAGAUACAUGAAAGAAAAUGGAAUUGAGCUGGACAGCACUUAUCCAUUUGAAGGAAAGGAUGGCAUUUGCCGUUAUAACCCAACCAGCAAAGCCAUUGGCAUUACCAGUUUCAAACAACUACCCUAUGCCAAUGAAGAGGCACUGAAGGUUGUCGUGGGCACCGAGGGGCCAGUGUCUGUUGCAAUAGAUGCCAGUAGGAGGUCCUUCUACAUGUAUAAAGCAGGUGUAUAUUAUGACCCACAGUGCAGUAACACAGAAACAAACCAUGCCAUGCUCGUGAUUGGAUACGGAGCCGACAACGGAGUGGAGUACUGGUUGGUGAAGAACAGCUGGGGAACAAAUUUUGGGGAAGGAGGAUACAUUAAGAUUGCCAGAAACCACUACAACCAUUGUGGAAUAGCAAACUAUGGCUCAAUUCCAACCAUCUGAAGGUGUUCACUAUUAAUUAUUCUUCUCUUAUGUUUCAAAGAUUGUAGGAAAUGGGAUAUUGGUAUUUCCAGUAGUUCUAAACGGUUAACCUGUGAAUGUUUCCAGAUAAAUUUCACAAUUUCAUUAAAAAAAUGGAGGUUUAAUGUAUGUUAGGUGUUUGUAGAUUAAAAUUGAACGCUCUAUGUGUUACAGUUGAAAUACCUGGACAUUUUCAGAUCAAGAAUGAAUAAAUCAGAUGAUAAUUACAGAAACCAUUAAGCAUCAAUAAAUACUGAUCUAAGGUCUGAACUUUUCUUCUAAAAUUGUAAAAUAGAGACUGAACGGGUCAUUUAAUGGCUAAAAAGAACUUGGGCCAAUCCUACGUUUUAAUGAAUUUCCCACAAGAAAUCCCCUAAAUUCUCCGGAAAAAAAAAAAAAAAA